CCAAAGAAACAAUUACAGUGUCCUAGAGGCGACUUGCAAGCUUCAAACUUUGUCUAUUUAUAUACUGGUUCAGAUCCCAUGUUUUUAUAAGCCUAUCAAAACAAAACACACCAAUGGCACCCCCCACUUCCAUCACCUUCUUCAAUUUUAUGAUCUCCACUUAUCUAAUUCUCUCUCAGAUUUCUGUGACCUUCAUGAAGGGCCAUGCUUUGGAAAGAAGUCUGGCUGCUGAAAGCAACUACCACACAGUUCAUGUCAGUUCAAUACUACCAUCCUCUGCCUGCAAGCCCUCUGCCAAAGGUCCCAGUAGAAAGUCAUCAUUGAAGGUAGUUCACAGACACGGUCCAUGCCAUCAACUCAAUCAAGAAUCAUCCAACAGAGAAACCCUCACUGAAACACUUUCAGAAGAUGAAACUCGUGUCAAGUCCAUUCAAGCCCGCCACGCUUUUAGAGCCGACACGGACAAAAUUCGUGGUUCAAAAGCUGACCUUCCUGCUAAGAGUGGAAUCGCAAUUGGCACAGGCAACUAUGUUGUCUCAGUUGGUCUUGGCACCCCAGCUAAAUCAUAUACGCUUGCUUUCGAUACUGGAAGCGAUCUUACAUGGACUCAAUGCGAACCAUGCGUGAGAGUUUGCUACAAACAGCAAGAUCCCAUUUAUGAUCCUGUAAAAUCUUCAUCAUAUUCCAACAUUUCUUGCAAUGCUGCCCAAUGUUCUGCACUUUCCUCAACACCUGGAACCCGCACGGGUUGCUCAGCAUCUAACUGUCUCUACGGUAUACAGUAUGGCGAUCAGUCUUUUUCGAUUGGCUUUUUCGCUAAAGAGAGGCUAACAUUGACACCUACAGAUGUUUUUGAUGAAUUUUUCUUUGGUUGUGGGCAGAACAACCAAGGAUUAUUUGGAAAAACUUCUGGCUUGCUCGGCCUUGGCCGUGAUCCGUUAUCCACAGUUUCCCAGACUGCUCGAAAGUAUGGCAAAUACUUCUCUUACUGUCUUCCUACAAAGUCAGGAUCAAAUGGACACUUAACUUUUGGAAAAGGGUCGGUUCCAAAUACCGUGAAAUUCGCUCCUUUCUCGAGUUCAAGGUCUCAAUUGAACUCGUUGUACUUCCUUGACAUUCAAAGCAUAAGCGUUGGAGGACAGCUGUUGUCUAUUAGUGCAUCAGUGUUCCAGACAGCCGGGAAUGUUGUUGAUUCUGGAACAGUUAUAACACGGUUACCUCCAGCGGCUUACUCUGCAUUACGCUCUGCUUUCAGACAGCAAAUGUCACAGUAUAAAACUGCACCUGCUACAUCCACACUGGACACUUGCUACGAUUUUAGCAGCCAAUCCACAAUGAAAAUACCAAAGAUCAGUAUCUUCUUCAGUGGAAACGUAAAGGUUGAUUUAGGUAUUGAAGGGACACUUUUUGCAUUAAGUUUAUCACAGGUCUGUUUGGCUUUUGCUGGCAAUAGUGCUGCCACAGACGUGGGAAUUUAUGGUAACACACAACAGCAAACAUUUGAAGUAGUUUAUGACGUUGCAGGCGGGAAGCUGGGGUUUGCACCUGGUGGAUGCUCUUAAAUUGAACUAGCUAUACAAUUGGACUCUAUUAGCAGCAAAAGUGAUUAUCCUACAAAAGGAAGUAUCAAUUUCUGAAAGUAGUGUCUGUGAUAAGAAAUAACCUAGUUAGGCUGAGAAAAAUCAGUCAGAGGAUAAAUAUACAGCUAUGUCUGAAGUUAAUAUUAUCAGUUCGCAAUUUACUUGACGCUUUCAAGAAUUUA
Molecule: messenger RNA, 1762 nt
Organism: Coffea eugenioides
Lineage: Eukaryota; Viridiplantae; Streptophyta; Magnoliopsida; Gentianales; Rubiaceae
Product: aspartyl protease family protein At5g10770-like
Exons: 2
Coding region: 114-1562 (482 amino acids)
Biological process (GO): proteolysis
Molecular function (GO): aspartic-type endopeptidase activity
Source: RefSeq, a predicted model, not a curated record